Molecule: messenger RNA, 1086 nt
Organism: Coprinopsis cinerea okayama7#130
Lineage: Eukaryota; Fungi; Basidiomycota; Agaricomycetes; Agaricales; Psathyrellaceae
Exons: 5
Coding region: 1-1086 (361 amino acids)
Source: RefSeq, a predicted model, not a curated record
AUGUCUACCGCUACCAAAGAAUUCAUUGAGGAAUAUGCCUACAACAGAGCAGCGAUGUCCGUUGUGGGUAAUACCAUUGCUGUGCUUGCUUUGGGCAUGCAGCUCUUGAUGUUCGUCAUGGGACUCUCGGUGUUCUUGACGACUCCUCUCGUCCAUAGGAAGGGACGCCAGCCGUACAUUAUCCUCAGCUUCAUCAUCAUGGCUCUAUACGCCGCUGCGACCUUCCUCGACAUCGCCAAGGAAUUCAGGAUUUCAUAUUUUUCGGGACCUGGAGUGGAUUACCACAAGAGACGGACCGAGUUGAACAGAACGACAAUGACUGCGGUGUCUCAAGGCCUAAUGUACCUCUAUACUGCCUUGGGCGAUGGGCUCCUGCUGUAUCGAUGCUACAUUAUAUGGCAUGACGUCCCUUGGGUUAUCGUCCUUCCCUCCCUUAUUUAUCUUUCGUUCAUAGGGAUCUCGAUAGCAAAGUUCACCAGGUUGGCUACGAAAGUUUGGGGGAGCUCCGAGCACCAAGCCUUGGUGUCCCAGCAGAUCAGCAUCACAUACAGCGCCCUUACUGCUGGUUUGAAUUUGAUUGCGACAGUCCUCAUCGCGUAUAAAAUCAUUCAGGCUCAACGCACCCUCUCGAAAGCUCUUCCGGGGAGAGAGAUGGGUCGCUAUAGUUCUGCAGCGCGACUCGUGAUUGAGUCCGCAAUACCUCUGACGAUCUUCGGCCUCUUCGAUGUGAUCUUCAGUAUCUUCCUUUACGCGACUCGAGUGGAAUCUGGGCUCCCAAACAUAAGACACGAAACUGUCGUUAACAUGGCGGGAAUCUUGUAUUUCAGCUUUGCAGCGCUCUCCCCGCAGAUGAUUAUCUUACGAGUGACAACGGGUCGGUCACAUAUCCGACGUGGAGAUUUCGACUCAUCAUUCCACCCUCGGAGUAGACCACUGGGGUCGUUGGCGUUCAACCAUGCCCCUGCACAGCAUCUCUCGAGCAUUGAUGAUUCCCUUACGAGCCGUGCUGAGGAAGGGCACGUCAGCGUCCAGGAAAGUAAAGAUUCAACCGUGGCUGCGGAAUCAAAAGCGACAGCCAGGCUGUGA